AUGACUUGCGGGCCGUCACCUACAUCGUGCACGAACUCUACCCGGCGUGAACCAUUGAGUUCAGACGCAUUCCCCCGGGCGGUACUGGAGUCAUCAGAUGGCGGGGUCGCCAAUAUCGAGACUAAUCACGAUCAGGAAGAAGACAGGUGCACUUCCUUCGUCGAGGACACUACUAGCGACGGAAGAUCGGCGCUGUGCUGCGAACCGGAAGUGCGACCGGAGAGCGCACCGAAAAACCUGCCUGCGCUGCCAUUUUCUGUAAAGCCCGUGCUGGACCUCGACCGAGUAGUAAAGCAAGAGAGAGACGCGGUCUCGACUUCCUGUGAUUCGGACGCUGCCGGAGAAGGGAGGCAGGGUGAAUUGGGCAACGAUAACCACUUUGAACCACCGUCUGGCCCGUGUGCAGCGGACCCUGCGUCUGGUGGCAACGUCGUCCUCAACGGAAGUCCUGACCCCGCGUCAAGCGCUGGCAUCGUCAGCAACGAGAGUCCGGAACGCUAUUCAAAAGUGCACAUCCCCAACAACUGUGAGCUACCGCCGUCUACACCAAGCGAUGUCCACGCCAAAGGAGGGCCACGCAAGAGGCGCACCUCCAGCUGCGACCACGUUGGCAACGACGCAAAAAGUACACGGCGAUCGGAACAUACACACGAGAGAUCCUUCUAUAAAGGAAAAGCAUCUGCCGCUCCGGCAAGUGUCUCUGAGUCUGACUAUGGUCCAGAUGCUUCCGGACACGAGGACAACAGAGCAGCGAUCAGGCGCCCUCUGCAGUACGACCCCAACGACAACGGCGCACCUUGCCGGAACGCGCCCAAUGGCACUGCCUGCCAGAAAUCGGCACAGGCACAGUCAAGCUCCAAGGAAGACGAGGUGGCCCCCACGCCGCAGUCCCGCGGUCGCUCUACCAAGACCUGGCGGUGUCCGUCGUGCUCCAAGGUGCUCGCCUCCAGGUCCAGCCUGUACCAACACCGCCGUCUGGUGCACGAUAGGCUCAGGCCCCUGAAGUGCCCUCACUGCGACAAGGCGUUCGGCCUAAAGAGAUCGCUGCAGGACCACAUCCGCGCCUUGCACACCAGAGAGCGGCCGUUCGAGUGCCCGCACUGCACCAGGCGGCUGUCCAGUUCGUCGUCCCUCAGCAAGCACCGUCUGGUGCACGUGGACGACCGUCCGCACAAGUGCGCGAGUUGCGGCAAGCGGUAUCGCGGGUUGCGCACCCUCGAAAACCACGCUCGCUCGAAACACCCGACUGAUGUUUGCGUGGUCUGA
Molecule: messenger RNA, 1266 nt
Organism: Rhipicephalus microplus (southern cattle tick)
Lineage: Eukaryota; Metazoa; Arthropoda; Arachnida; Ixodida; Ixodidae
Source: RefSeq, a predicted model, not a curated record